CUUGGUUUCGAAAGUUGAACAACGUUGCUGCUAUUCGAAGUAAUUCAUUUAGCGAUUUUUCCACUUAGAAAGUUGAAACGAUUAACGUGAUCGUACAGUGUGUUGAUUGUGUAAUAUCCACAGGUACGCGCAGUUCGACAAGCGGGAGCGUCCAAGGCCGCCGCCGUCCUCAGAAGCAGGAAAAAUGUCUCGCGGUUCCAACCCCGGCUUCGACAGACACAUCACCAUCUUUUCGCCCGAUGGUCGCCUCUACCAAGUCGAAUAUGCAUUCAAAGCCAUCACCCAGAGUGGUUUAACUACGGUUGGAGUCCGGGGUGAAGACUGUGCUGUGGUGGUCACACAGAAAAAAGUACCGGACAAGCUGCUGGACGCGUCCACCAUGACCAACAUGUUCAAGCUGACCGCGCGCAUCGGCUGUGUGAUGACGGGCCACGGCGCGGACAGCCGUUCCCAGGUGCACCGCGCCCGCGUGGAGGCAGGGGAGUGGAAGUACAAGUUUGGCUACGAGAUCAACGCCGACGUCCUGUGUCGACGCAUGGCUGACAUCUGCCAGGUGUACACGCAGAACGCCGAGAUGAGGCCCCUGGGAUGCUGCAUGAUGCUGGUGUCCAUGGACCCCCAGCAAGGCCCGGUGCUGUACAAGGUGGACCCGGCGGGCUACUACUGUGGUUUCAGGGGCAUCGCGGUGGGGCCCAAGCACGUGGAGGCCAACGGCUACCUGGAGAAGAAGCUGAAGAAGAAGCCCCAGCUGAGCCAAGACAGAACCAUUCAGCUGUGUAUCUCCUGCCUGUCCUCUGUCCUCUCCACUGACUUCAAGGCCACUGACUUGGAGGUGGGCCUGGUCAGCAAAGAACACAUUAAGUUCAGGACCCUGUCUGAGUCUGAGAUCGAGACUCACCUGGUGGCCAUAGCGGAGCGGGAGUAGACCGCAGCACAGCAGGACCUCUGGGACGCCACUCUAGCUAUAGGUCGUUUCAUAUCGUGUGCUCCAUCUAGACCCCCUCACAGUUUCCUUCAUGCCUUCAUCCCAGGGGGACCUUCAACCAUACAUACAUCAUUGCUGAAUAAAGUUUGUAAUGAAAUA
This is a messenger RNA of Gadus macrocephalus (Pacific cod), 1084 nucleotides long. RefSeq names its product proteasome subunit alpha type-6-like. Gene Ontology annotation, cellular component: nucleus; proteasome core complex, alpha-subunit complex; cytosol. The record is from RefSeq and is a predicted model, not a curated record. The transcript has 7 exons. Gene Ontology annotation, biological process: ubiquitin-dependent protein catabolic process. The coding region runs from base 185 to 925 and encodes 246 amino acids. Lineage: Eukaryota; Metazoa; Chordata; Actinopteri; Gadiformes; Gadidae.